Molecule: messenger RNA, 577 nt
Organism: Laetiporus sulphureus 93-53
Lineage: Eukaryota; Fungi; Basidiomycota; Agaricomycetes; Polyporales; Laetiporaceae
Exons: 1
Coding region: 169-483 (104 amino acids)
Source: RefSeq, a predicted model, not a curated record
AAUCGUUUGCAUUGUCGUCAUGGUCUCGAGGCUGUGCCGAGCAUUGGCCUCGAACGCUGAGGCGAUGAAGCAGCAUUUGGCCAGACACGAUCAGGAUGAAAAGUCGAACUGAGUCGGUGCACGCGCGCUAAUGAUCGCGUAUUCAGCCACGUUCAUCGACAUCGACACAUGUCCAAAUUCUUCAAUGUCAUCGCUGAUCCACGUUUGCAGGAACAUAGGAGUAGCUUAUUAUCAAUCGUAAUAUCGGGUUUGUUUACUUUGUGUAUAAGGUCGAUCCUAUACUCCAGCCGAGAAAGCUCGUCCGAGUCGUUUAUUGAUGGGUCUCUCCGGAUAGCGUGGAGGACUGCCACAUGCCAUAAGUACGCAAUGAUGUUCAUUGCAAGUGUUGAACGAAGCUUGAAGCUUGAAGUGUCGGCCACUGUAUGCUCUCAGUUCUUAUGCGGGGUGCUAUUAACUGAUUGCCACCACAGAAAUUCUCGUUGAUACAGUACUGGCUCGUAUAACUCCAGGCUGAUAGGGCUGCAUACUGGUGCUCUGUCCGACCACUGCUAAGACGGAAUCGUAAGAUACCGUUUCG